AACGCUGAGGUGCUCUCUCAAUAAGAGCGGCAGCGGGCCACCAGGCAAAGCCGAAAAAAAUUCACUCGCGGGGGAGCAUAAAGGCAAAAAGAAGCAGUAGCACCGCAGCAGCCACAGUCGCAGCGGAAUCAAAAGCAGCGCAGCCGCCGCUAAUUGUCGCGUCGCCGUCGUCGUAGUUGUUGUUGCUGUUCCCAGUGUUCGUGCGCUGCGUCGCAAAAAAGAAUCAUUUUCCCCCAAAGGAAAAUUCGAAAAGAGAAACAAAAAGUUAAUUUUUUUCCACAAGUUUUCACGGUAGAAUCAAUUGCACAAAAAAGUGGAGAACACGGAAAGGAGAAGCAGAAGCAGCAGCAGAAGGAAGAAGCAACAAGAAAAACGAGAGGAAAUCAAUAAUAAUAAUAACAAUAAAGCAGUAAAUAACAGAAGAAAGGAGAAGCAGAAUUGGGAGCCGUAGCGCAGCGGCCGGACCUGUGCCUGUGUGAGUGCAUGUGCCGCGUGUGUGCGUGCAUGUAGCAUGUAGUGUAGUAUUGUUGUAACAAACAAAACGAAAGGCGGCCAACAACAAUAUACAACAAGAAAACAUAAUGAAAGCAAAUGAGCGAAAUCAAGCAGCAGAAGCAGCAGCAACCGCGUCCAACAUCGACGACGACGUAGCAGCCGCCGAUGCCGCCGACGCACGGGAAGCACCGAAAACCGCAUGACAAGGAAAUGGAAAAUUUUGUUAAAAAUUCUUUGGAAAAGCGAACCAAAAACGCGAAUCAAAAAUUAACAAGAAUUCAAAGUAAAUCACAGAAACAGAGCAACUAAGAAAGAAUCACCAGCCAGGUGCCGCACCAGUAACAACAAAGAAGAAGCAGCUAAAGGAACUAAAGAAGAGGAAGAAUAAGAAACAGCAGUAGAGCAUCAGAAAUAAAGCAGUGCCGCUAACGGAGUGAGAAAUACAAAGCAGUGCAUGAAUAGGAAUAUAAGAAAAGGUGCAGGAAGAGGUGCAGUGCAAAAAGCAGUGGAGGUAGGAAGAAGAAGCAGGAGAACCGGCAGUUUGCGCCCCCGCCCUCCACCCUCACCCACACCCACAUCAACACCCUCUCAAACACACACACACACUCUUAUCACCGAACAACCAGCAGCUCCAUCUCCACCCACUCUCAUAGCAGGAGGACUGGGGGAUAAUACCAUGGCAAGCAGUGCAACAAAUGCAGCAAGCAUCAUACGCACAAGCACCAACAGCAGUAGCACUGCUCUGCCAUCACUAUUCUCCUCUGCCUCCGCCGCAGCCGCUGCCGCUACAGCAGCCACCUCGAAGGACAUGGACGGACUGAUUGCCAUAAAUGAUAGCGCAUUAUCGCAACAAAUCGAAUUUAUACUACAAGAUGCUCCCAUGGAGCAGGAUGAUGACCAUCAACAGCACCACCACCACCACCGGCACCACCAUCACCACCACCAUCAGCAACAGCAGCAGCAGCAUCAGCACCACCAGCCGUCGCAGCAGCAGCAGACGCAGCAGCACCACCACCAGCCGCAGCAGCAGCAGCCGCAUCUGCAACCACAUCAUCAGCUGGUAGUAGGAGCUGGAAGUGGAACAGCGGCGAAGCUCGAGAAUAACCACCCACCGACAACAACAACCGCUGCAGCAACCGCAACGGCGACCAACAGCGCUUCCGUUUCCACCUACACCACCACCAGCAACAGCAGCAACAACAACAAUCACCUGGAGGAGCAUCACCACCUGAUGAUCCAACAGCAGCAACAGCAUCUGCUAAAUGGCCGGCGCGUUAUCAUCCAGUCGACCGGUAACAGCAGCACGGCAACAGUACUGUCCGCCAGCGACAUCAAGGAGGAGGAGCUGGACGAGGAGGAAGAGGAUCCGGAGCUGAACGAUGAGAAUCUUCAGGAUAUCGAGGAGGAGGCCCAGGCGGCCGAAGCCGACGAGGAGCCAGAGACGACCGCGCAGCAGCAUCCGCACCUUCAGACUCGCGUCAAGAUCGAGGUGGAGGAUGACGAUAUGCCCGAAGACGAUGACGAUGAGGAGGAGGACGAAGAUGAAAACAUGUCGGUAGCCCAUCUCCAACGGCAGCAACAGGCCCAGGCUCAAGCCCAAGCACAAGCCCAAGCUCAGGCCCAGGCCCAAUUGGAAUAUCAACUGCAAACGACGCAAGCGGGUGGGGCAGGCGCCCAGCAGUUGGUGCAGCUGCCCGCCGGGGGUCUAAUGAGCACCUCGAGUACCCGCACUAUGACUGUGCCUGUCACCGAGGCGGCACUCGUCCAGCUGCAGCGCCGUCCCGUGUAUAUCAGCAAUGCUGUCGGCGGUCUGUCCGCCGGCACCACCUAUGUACGAAUGCCAGGAGCGGCCGUGAUCAGCCGGAGUCCGAUGACGGUGCUGAAUGUGGUGCAACAGGCGGCGGCCCUACCCGCCACCCAAUUGAUCCUGCAGGCCCAGAGCCCAACGCCUCAACAACAGCAGCCCCCACCCGAACAGCAUCAGCAACAACAACAGCAGCAGCAGCAGCAGCAGCAGAUGGUCAUAAACCAACAGCAGCAGCAGGCACAAUUGCAAUCACAGCAGCCGCAGCCGCACCAGCAGCCGCAACAGCAGCCGCAACAGCAGCCGCAGCAGCAGCAGCUACAGCUAUCAUCCCAUCCCGUGAAGCAUCAACAACCAUCGCCAGCAUCCAGCUCUUCCCCAUGCAGCAGUAGCGGUAGCAGUGGGGCCAGCAGCACGGGGGCCACCGCCAGCUCAUCGAGCAGCUACCAGUGCAUGGAGUGUGUGGAGAAGUUCGAGUCGAAGGAGCUGUUCGACAUCCACCGCAGCGGGCACGCCAACAACAUGAAGUGCGCCAUCUGCAACAUGGUACUCAAGUCGCUCAAGAACUACGAGAAGCAUUGCCUGCGAUGCAAGCCGUACGAAUGCCAGAUCUGCGGCCGGGUGGUACGCUUCCGGCCGAACUUCAUCAAGCAUAUGCGGGUGCACACGGGCCAGCAGUCGGAGCGGCACAAGUACAAGUGCGAGGUGUGCCACAAGGAGUUCAUGAGCUUCGAGUACUUCAAGGUGCACAAGAAGAUCCACAACGAGAACGUGAACCUCACCUGCGAGAUCUGUGGCAAGGUGUUCAGUGCCCUGGCUUCGCUGCGCGGCCACUCGAAGCUCCAUUCGGGGGUCAAGCUGCACAAGUGCGAUGUCUGCGGCAAGGGCUUUGGCCAGCGCUACAACCUGAAGAUCCAUGCCCGCACCCACACGGGCGACUUUCCCUUUGAGUGCAAAAUAUGCAAGAAGAAGCUCCACACACAAUCCUCGCUGCAAACGCACAUGCAGGUCCAUCUCAGGGACCAGCCGACGGCAGUAGCCACGCAGCAGGCAAAAGCCAGCAGUGCCAGUGUCAAUGCCAAUGCCAGUGCCAGCAGCCAGAACGGGGGGAGCAUCACCAAUAAUACCAAUACUACCACAACUAGCACCACCCAAACCCACACUGGCAGCAGCGGCAGCAACUCGAGCAACAGCAACAGUGCGACAACCGGUACGGCCACAACGAUUGUCAAACUGGAGCCGCCAAGCGAUCUGGAUAUGCCCAGCACAAGCAACAACAAUCAGCUGCAACAGCAGCACCACUCUCACCACCACCACAACCACCACCACCAACAACAACAGCAGCAGCAGCAGCAACAGCAACAACAGCAAAUGGAAUUGGACGACCAUUCUGGCCUCAGUGGGGACGAGGAUGUGAACUCUUCCUCGCAUAUUGUCAACUCAACCACCAAUCGCUUGACCACCGGUGAGGAUUCAUCCAAUGAGUCCUCGAAUGCCUCGCUACACAAUCAGCCGCACUCCUCCUCAUCCGCAGCCAGCAUCAGCUCCUCGCAUUCACCAUCUAUGCUGCAGCAGCAGCAGCAGCAGGUGCAGCCUACAGCAUCGUCGCAGUAUCUCAUGUCCACGCCCUCACGGACGAUUGUCAUCAAGAACUACAUGCAGCAGCAGCAGCAACAGCAACAUGCAGGCGCGGGACAGGGGCAGCAUCAUCAACAGAACGGACCCGAUCAGGGGGCUGUACUCCAUACGCAGGUCAUCCAGAGCGGUGCAGGCACCAGCAGCAGCGGCAGCAGCAGCAGCAAUGGCAGCGGGAACGCCAUCGUUAGCAAUGGUACACAGCAAUUGAUACGCAAGACGCCCAUCAUUCAUCACUCAACGAGUGGCAGUGGCAGCGGCACGCUGAGCUCCGCUUUGGCCAGUGUGGUGCAGCAACAGCAUACAGGAGGUGCAGGAGUUGGUUCGCCCGCUCAAUCGCCACAGUCAUCGUCGUCAACGUCUGGCUCCUCCACCACUGUGCUGGUGUCCAAGGCCACGGGUGUACCCCUAUCGAUAGCAUCCUCGGCAGCGGCGGCGGCCGCCCUGGCCGGUUCCACUAUCAUACGGAGCACACGCAGUCAUAAUCAUAUACAGCAACAGCAGCAGCAGCAUAGCAACAGCCAGAGUCAGAGUCAACAGCAGCAGCAGCGUGGGUCAGGAGCUGGGACGCAGCAGCGCAAUAACCACCGAAACCACCACCGACGUCGUCAUCUCGCAGACAUGGAUGAUGACGACGAUGACGAUGAGGACGAAGAUGCAGCCACAGCAGCCGCUCAAUUGCAGUUGCAGCGCCAUGGCCAACAGUCGUCGAUGUCCGCCAGCCCCCACCACCACCAGCAUCAGCAGCACCAUCAUUCACACCAUCAACAGCAUCAGCAGCAACAGCAGCAGCUCCAUCAUCAUCAUCACCAUCAUCAUCACAAUCAUCAUUUCGAUGAUGACGAUGACGAUGAGAAAUCAUCACCGUCCCUGGCCACGGCGGCCAUCAAGGUGGAACCGAAUCUCUACUCCUCCGGCUCCGGCGACAACUCCAACGAUAUGUUCAUCAAGGAGGAGGUGAUGUUCGAGGACUCGGCCGCCCCACAUUCACCACAAUCGCCGCCCAGCUCAAAGUUUCGCAUCUCGAACUUCGAUGGCGAUCUGGUCGAUCAUCAUGUCGAUUUGAAUCACUCGCUACCGCCGUAUGGGAACCUGUUUGAGCCGCAUUCGAUACCCGAUAGCAUACCCGUGCAACUCUAUCCGGAUGAUGAUGAUGACUUUCGGCUGGACCAUAGCUCGUUGGGUGGACUUCAUAAUACAUCGUCAUCGACCACAGAUGGGGACUUUAUCAAAAAGGAAUGGGUCUAUGGCACCGGCACCAGUUCCUAUGCCAUGAAUGGUAAAUUCGACGAUGACAGCGAUGCCCUAUGCGAUGCUGCAAAUUUCAUAUACAAUUGAGAGUGAGCGUCGUCGCAAUUGUCGGUCAGCCAGAGAGGAGCGACAGGAAUGGAAGGGUACAGGAUAUACCUGGACAUGCAUACGCACAUUUUGGCAAGACAAUUGUUUGGAUAUAUGUACAUCAUAUACGAUAGAUAUAUAUAUCUCUCUCUCUCUCUCUCUCUCUGUCUCUCGAUCCCUGGUCACUUCUUCUGUGGCACCGUUUAAACACAAUCAAUCACACACACACACACCCCCACACAAACAACAUAGAUAUACAU
This is a messenger RNA of Drosophila persimilis, 5532 nucleotides long. RefSeq names its product zinc finger protein 236. The record is from RefSeq and is a predicted model, not a curated record. Lineage: Eukaryota; Metazoa; Arthropoda; Insecta; Diptera; Drosophilidae. The transcript has 4 exons. Bases 950 to 5272 code for a protein of 1440 amino acids.